GCUAAUCAAGCAACUACCAUUUGAAGUGAGCUGUCACUUUCACCUGCUGCGACAAACUUCUUAGCACCUACAUUCACUCCGGCGUUCACUGCGGCGUUCACGGCCCUUGAAACUAGCGGUCUGAGCACAAUGGUGCAGCUCACCGAACAAAUAAUCAAAGGGAAAACCAAGUUGGACAAACUUGAAGAGGUGAAGAACCUCAACCUCUGGGGCCAGGACCUGGACGACUGCGCUGUGCUGGCCAAGCUGCCGAACUUGGAGGUGCUGUCGCUGUCGGUGAACCGGCUGGCGAGCCUGAAGGACUUCCGGCACUGCGCCAAGCUGCAAGAGCUCUACCUGCGCAAGAACGACGUGAAGGACCUGCACGAGAUCCAGCACCUGGCGGGGCUGCAGCACCUGCGCGUGCUGUGGCUGUCCGACAACCCCUGCGCCGACCACCCCAACUACAAGCAGUUCGUGGCGCGCACGCUGCCGCAGCUGCACAAGCUAGACAACGAUGACAUCGGAUCCAUGUACCAGGGAGCGGGUGGGGAUGGGGCGGGUGGUCCGCCCGCGCCGCCGGCGCGGUCCGGGUCCGGCGCGCCGCCGCCGGGCGCAGGGGCGGGGGCCGGCUCCGCCGGCCCGUCGCCCUAUGGCACGCCGCAGAUAGAGCGCGGCUCGAGCCGCGGCAGUGCGGGUGUCAGCCCUGAGGGCGGGCCAGCGGGCGGUUAUGCGGCGGCACGCGCAGCGGCGGCGGCUGGUGGAGGCGGCGGCGGCGGGCGGAGCACCAAGAAUAUCCUGUAUGCGGUGAUGGCGUUGCUGGGGGAGCUGGAGGAUGAGGACCUGGUGUAUGUGCGGAGAGAGAUUGAGCAGCGCAUCGGCGGGCGAUGAGCGUUUUGAGGCCGGGCUGGCAGUGUGGGCAUGACAAUUUUCGGCCCGGGCUUGGGCGGGACUGUUUGUGAUGCUGUUCAAGUCCGCCAGACUUUCGUGGCAGUAUGAGAGCGAGCUGGGCGAACCCGGAUAGUAAUAUGGACGACGCAGCCGAUUUCAGCCAGAUGGCGACUGGGAGCCGCGCCGCGCGCAAUGCUUAAUCCGGGGCACCCCUCGACGAGCGAGGCGGGCCCUCAUGCCUAGGCUGGGGGCUUAACCAAUGUGUGGCACACCACGUGCUGGUUUACCGCGGUGACGACCGAUCAUGCCGUAAUCAUGCGGUAUGUUGGCAGCGCGCGCAGGCAAUGUCCCACCACAAUGCCGCACGCCUGCCCCGUAGCCACCCCGCCAGGCUCCGAGGUAUUAGGCUGCUGGGCACCACGCACCUAGCUACCCUCGCCUGUAAGCUCCCUGACUC
Molecule: messenger RNA, 1327 nt
Organism: Chlamydomonas reinhardtii
Lineage: Eukaryota; Viridiplantae; Chlorophyta; Chlorophyceae; Chlamydomonadales; Chlamydomonadaceae
Exons: 3
Coding region: 130-870 (246 amino acids)
Molecular function (GO): protein binding
Source: RefSeq, a predicted model, not a curated record